Molecule: messenger RNA, 4872 nt
Organism: Symbiodinium necroappetens
Lineage: Eukaryota; Dinophyceae; Suessiales; Symbiodiniaceae
Source: the annotation of a GenBank genome assembly
AUGCCUACCGUCGUGCUGGACAUGACCUAUGGCCUUAGCGAGACGAAGUCGCGAGCCCGGCAGGCGGACCGCGCAACCCGCGGAAACAACCUGCUGAAGGAGCGCCUGGAGCAGAUCUGCAAGGAGGCCGAAGCAGCGAUCCUGGGCGAUGGCGCCGCCAUCCUCGUCCUCUCGCACCGCCGCGCCAGUCAGAGUCGCGUGCCGGUCAGCUCGCUCCUCGCCGUGGGUGCCGUGCAUCAGGACCUGAUUGCCAAGAAGCUCCGUGCGAAGGUCGCCUUGGUCGUGGAAGGAGCCGAUGCCCAUGAGAUCCAUCACUUCUGCUGCCUCCUUGGCUUUGGCUGUGACGCCAUCUACCCCUACCUUUGCUACCUCAGCCUGCUCCGCGUCCGGGGGACCGACCUCCCCCUCAACCAGCGCAUCGAGAACUUCCGCAAGGCCUCGGACGGAGGGAUCCUGAAGGUCAUGAGCAAGAUGGGCAUCUCCUGUUUGCAAAGCUACAAGGGCGCGCAGCUUUUCCAGGCGGUGGGCAUGGACAAGGAAGUCAUCGCCAAGUGCUUCACCGGCUGCAAGUUUGUGCUCAAUGGCGCAGGUUUCAACAUCUUCGAGAUGGAUGCGAUGGAGCUGCACAAGAUGGCCUUCCCUGACCGGCCGCAGCCCCCAUUGGUCGAUGCCGAGGUGGAGGAGUUGGAGGACUUUGGGGAGUAUCACUUCCGCAGCAUCCAUGAGACGGAGAUCCACAUGAACACGCCCGAUGUCAUCUACAAGAUGCAGGAGGCAGCACGCUCCAACUCCACCGAGGCCUACAAGAUGUUCUCCACCUGGCAGAACAAGAUCACCGAGCAGACGGAGAUCCGGGGGCAGCUGGAAUUCCUGUCCGAGGAGUGCGAUCCGAUUGACAUCUCUGAGGUCGAGCCGGCGGUCGAGAUCGUGAAGCGUUUCUGCACCGGCGCCGCCUCCUUCGGCUCCAUCUCUGAUGAGGCCCACCGUGCCAUGGCCAUUGCCAUGAACCGCGUCGGCGGCAAAAGCAACACCGGCGAGGGUGGCGAGGACCCGAUGCGCUUCACGCAGCUUGAGAAGGGUGAGUUCGUGGCGGGCGGAGCCACCUGGGACAUCGUGAACGGCGACUCCUUCCGCUCGAAGAUUAAGCAGGUCGCCUCAGGGCGCUUUGGGGUUACGGCAGAGUAUCUAGCCAAUGCUGAGGAGUUGCAGAUCAAGUUGGCGCAGGGCGCCAAGCCGGGCGAAGGAGGUGAGCUGCCAGGCUACAAGGUGAUCGGCAAGAUUGCCGAAACUCGCAAGGCAACUCCGGGCGUGGGCUUGAUCUCUCCGCCUCCGCACCACGACAUGUACUCCAUCGAGGAUGUGGCACAGUUGAUCAAGGAUCUGAAGAAUGCCAACCCCGCAGCACGCAUCUCCGUGAAGCUCGUGGCUCGACUUGGCAUUGGCGUCAUCGCCUCCGGCGUCGUCAAGGGCAAGGCGGACCACCUGACUAUCUCCGGCAUGUCCGGCGGCACCGGCGCGGCGAAGUGGGGCUCCAUCAAGCACUGUGGCCUUCCUUGGGAGAUCGGUCUGGCAGAGACCCACCAAACCCUGGUUCUCAACGGCCUUCGUAACCGAGUGACCCUGCAAACCGACGGCCAGGUCCGAACAGGUCGGGAUGUGGUGAUCGCCGCCAUGCUAGGCGCCGAGGAAAUUGCCAUGACCACGGCUCCCCUCAUCACGCUGGGAUGCAUCAUGAUGAGGAAGUGCCACUUGAACACCUGCCCAGUGGGCGUGGCGACGCAGGAUCCCGAGCUGCGGAAGAAGUUCACCGGGCAGCCGGAGCACCUCAUCAACUACCUCUUCAUGGUCGCCGAGGAGGCGCGCGAGAUCAUGGCCUCCCUGGGCAUCAAGAAGUUCAACGACCUCAUCGGACGAACCGACCUCCUCCGAGCUAAGGGAGACGACGUCGCACAUUUGUUUGCCUCUUUCUGUUUUGGUGGAUAUCUCAAGGACAACCCGAAGACUGCCGACCUGGACUUCGCCGACCUCCUGAAGCCGGCCUGGACCAUGGAGAACUCCAUGAGCAACAUCGCCGAGCUCCCGAUGUACUGCUGCGAGCCACAAGACCAUGAGCUGGCUCAUGCCUUGGAUCAGAGUCUCAUCUCUCGGUGCUCCCCGGCACUCCAGGACAAGGAGCAGGUCCACCUCAAGGGCAUCAACAUCAACAACGUGGACCGCUCCGUUGGAGGCAUCCUGAGCUUCGAGGUGAGUAAGAAAUACGGAGCUGCGGGCCUCCCCGAGGGAACCAUUCGCGUGUCCUUCAUCGGCAGCUCCGGACAGUCCUUCGGCAACUUCCUGGCUCCCGGUAUCACUUUCGAGCUCGAGGGCGACGCGAACGACUACAUCGGCAAGGGCAUCAGUGGCGGAACCCUGGUGGUGUACAAGCCGAACCAGGCCCCGUAUGCCUCGCACGAUGCUAUCAUCGCGGGCAAUGCGGCGCUUUAUGGAGGCACGGCUGGCAAGGCCUUCUUCGCCGGGAUCGCCGCCGAGCGUUUCGCUGUGCGAAACUCCGGUGCCACCGCGGUGUGUGAAGGCGUCGGCGACCAUGGAUGCGAGUACAUGACCCGAGGAACGGUGAUCGUUCUCGGACAGAUGGGGUCCAACUUUGCUGCGGGCAUGAGCGGAGGCAUCGCAUACAUCCUGGACAUGCAGGAGGCCUUGUGCAACAAGGCGAGCGUCCACCUCGAGGCGAUCGUCGAAGAGGAGGACAAGACGCUGUUGAAGGAUCUCAUCACCGAGCACCAGAAGUACACCGGGAGCAAAGUGGCAUCAGAUCUCCUGGCCAAGUGGGCCGACUCCCUGAAGCGCUUCACGAAGAUCUUCCCGAAGGAGUACAAGAAGGCUCUGCUGGCAGCGAAAGAGAAGUCGAAGUCAGAGGCACCGGUAAAGCCUGCGGCGAGUGUGCCCCCAGCGCCUGGCACCGAUCUCGAGGACGCUGCGGGCAAGCCGAUCUCCGUUUCCAGCCCGGAGAAGAAGCGUGGCUUCCACGAGUAUGAGCGUAAGGCCCUCCCUUACCGUGACCACAAGGAUCGUAUCCUUGACUGGGAGGAGAUCUAUGCUUCGCAGUCCAAGAAGAGUCAACAGUGGCACAAUUGGAUGCAGACACAGACGGCUCGGUGCAUGGACUGUGGAACUCCCACAUGCCACAGCCCCAACCAAGGUGGAGGUGGCUGUCCGCUGGGCAAUCGCAUCCCCACUUGGAAUCAGCUGGUACAUGAGGGCGAGUGGAAGCGUGCCCUUGAGCGACUGCUUGAUACCAACAACUUCCCCGAGUUCACAGGCACCACCUGCCCAGCGCCUUGCGAGGAAGCCUGCGUUCUGGGCAUCAACGAGAAGCCGGUCGCGAUUAAGACCACCGAGCUCUCGAUUAUCGAGUAUGGCUUCAGCAAGGGUUGGGUGAAGCCCCAGCCGCCGCUCCAGCGCACUGGGCGCCGCAUCGCCAUCAUCGGCUCGGGACCGGCUGGCCUCGCUGCGGCGCAGCAGCUGAACCGUGCGGGGCAUCUCGUGGAGGUUAUCGAGCAGGCUGACCGCCCCGGAGGUCUGCUGAUGUACGGCAUCCCCUCCAUGAAGUUGGACAAGAUCGACAAGGUCCUUCGCCGCAUCAAGCUCAUGCAGCAGGAGGGCAUCAGCUUCAAGUGCAACACGGAGGUGGGCAAGGACGUGACCUUGAACGGCCUUUGCAGCCAGAACGACGCGGUCAUCAUGGCCACCGGAGCGACCAUGUGGCGUGACAUGCGCAACGCGGACGGCCGUAACCUGAAGAACGUUGUUCAGGCCAUGGACUUCCUGACAGACACACAGAAGAAGAACUUGGACAGCGAGAUGGGCCUCAAGAAUACCAGCACCACGACAUACGACGUGCAAGGCAAGCGUGUGGUGGUGAUCGGCGGUGGCGACACAGCUGUCGACUGCGUGGCCACUGCCAUCCGGCUCGGCGCGAAGAGCGUCCUCCAGUUCUCCCGGCGCGACGCCGCGCCCAAGGACCGGCCAAAGCACACUCCAUGGCCCUGCUGGGCAGACACCUACCGCGUGGACUACGCCCACUCCGAGGGCGAGUCCACCUUGGGCCGUGACCCACGGGAGUACAUGGUGCAGACCAAGAGCUUCCGCGCCUCGGCGCAGGAUCCCAGCGCCGUGGGCGCCGUGGUGGCAGCGAAGGUGAACCCAUCGGGCAAGGAGACGGGUACUGUGAACUACCCGGCCGAGCUCGUCGUCUUGGCCAUGGGCUUCACCGGACCGGACACUGCCAUCGAUCCCCUGAACCAGCUCUCCCGGGAUUCCCACUCGAACUUUAAGGCCCAGUACGGCGAGUACCAGGCCGAGGCUUCCCCUUGGAGCAAUUUGUAUGUUUGUGGCGACUGCCGCCGCGGUGCGUCCCUCGUCGUCACCGCCAUCGCAGAGGGUCGCGACUGCGCCGCCCGCGUGGACGCGCAGCUGAUGGGCAGCACGAGUCUGCCAAGGGCGGCUCCCCUGGCUGCGAACCCCACCUACUACCAGAUGCCUCAGAAGGGUGCGGAGCCGAAGGGCCUGGUGAAGAGACACCUCCGAAAGCACCACUACGCCACGGCCGAGGUCACGGCAGCCUUUGAGCGAGGCCUCCUCGUCGACAACGCAAAGUCAGAGGAUGCAGAGCCCAACCCGGAACCUGCCGGGAGUGGUUCACCCCAGGCGACCGCCCCGAGGGUCAGCGACACCGCCGGUGCAGCGGCGGUGCAGUCACUGGUGGCCUUGAACGCCAUGCAGUCGCAAGUUAAGACGAUGUCCUUAGUCAUCGGAGGUCUCACCGUGCUUAAUGCCGGGCUUAUCUUCGCACUCAUGAGAAACAGGCGCUGA